This is a messenger RNA of Erigeron canadensis, 980 nucleotides long. RefSeq names its product transcription factor bHLH148-like. Gene Ontology annotation, molecular function: protein dimerization activity. NCBI's taxonomy places the organism in Eukaryota, Viridiplantae, Streptophyta, Magnoliopsida, Asterales, Asteraceae. The transcript has 2 exons. Gene Ontology annotation, biological process: regulation of DNA-templated transcription. The record is from RefSeq and is a predicted model, not a curated record. The coding region runs from base 216 to 917 and encodes 233 amino acids.
UAUCACACAUACAUACAUCCUUCCCAUUUGUAUAUCCAUUCAUUCAUUCAUCCAUUCUUUUCAUUUCAUUUUUUCUCUCUUCACAUCACACUACUACUUCUUCAAGGAACCGAUUAUUGUUUGGUCAUAUUAGAAUUGUAAUUAUUCUAAAAACUGAUCCAUCUGAAUCAGCCAGUGCUUCAUAUAGGGAGGAAGCUAGGAUUAUAUACAUACAUAUGGAAUCUACAUCGUUCAUUCCGAAUCAAAUAACAAACAACAAUUGCGAUUCGUCAAAGCGAAGAAAGCGGAAGAAGUUCCAAAAACACUCCAACAACAAAAAUAGUAAUAAUAAUUGUAUAAAUCAAUCCAUAUAUCCAUCAUGGAAAUCAGAAACACAACACCAAAUUUACAGCUCCAAGUUAUUACAAGCCUUACGUCAAGUCCGAGCCAACAGGUCAAACAAUAAUAAUGUCAAACAUCACCCGAGCCAAGACCGAGCUAUUAUUCGUGAAGCCGCAGACCGAAUGCUGGCCGUAACGGCUAAAGGCCGAACACGAUGGAGUCGGGCUAUUCUUAAAAACAAACUCAAGCUCAAAUUUAUUAAGAAAAACAAAAGACAGAGAGGUUUGAUAGCAGCUAGUGCAACCGGGAAUAGCCGGUUAAAGAAACCGAAAGUGAGUAUAUUGAGGUUGAAAACAAAGAAUUUACCGUCUAUACAAAGGAAAGCACGUGUUCUUGGUGGGUUGGUACCCGGUUGCAACAAACAGUCAUUGCCGGUUGUAUUAGAAGAAGCAACUGAUUAUAUACCUGCACUUGAGAUGCAAGUUAAAGCCAUGGCAGCCCUUGUUGAACUCUUAUCUGGUGGCUCUAGUUCAACUGCCGGCUCCGGAAUUUUAGGUCACCUCAGUUUGAAUAAUCGGCCGUCACCCAACUCAUGAUAUUGAAAUACUUUGUUAAUUCUGUCAAGUUUUUUUCUUUUUUAUGUCUAUGUUUUUUCACUC